UUUUUUGCAGAGAUUUGAAUGGCUUCUUCAACAAUCAUCCUAAUCAUCCUGUUUGGAUACACGCCAUGUGUCUUCUCGCAAAUCAACAACACGGACCUGGAAUACCGCCUGCCUAAUAUUUACAUACCAACUCAAUACACACUAAAUUUACAACUCCCGGAGAGUGCCUUCAUGGCAGAAGACAGCGAAUAUUCCGGAUCUGUCUUGAUCGUUUUCAAUGUUUCGGAAACAGUUUCUCAAGUCAAAAUUCACGCCAAUCCUGUUUUACAAAUUACCGGGGUGAAUCUAGUAGGCAUUGGUGAAACAAAUUUUACAGUCGAGGAUGCCACUGAGAUAUUGACUAUCCAUUCAAGCACAGCUCUUCAAGCAGGUAAUACUUACCUUAUAAAUAUAACUUUCAACGGCCUUCUCAGAGCUGAUGAUAUGACAGGAUUGUACAAAAGUAGUUACAUAGACAACACAGCAGGGGUUACCAAAUAUUUGAUAACAACACAGUUCCAGCCAACUAGUGCCAGAAAAGCUUUUCCCUGUUUCGAUGAGCCGUCGUUCAAGGCUAGUUUUACCGUCUCCGUGGAUUGUCCAUCAAAUUUUACUGUUCACUCCAACGCAGCUAUCAGAUCUUCAACGAUUACGAAUGGCACGAAAAGAACCGUUUUUGAGUCAACGCCUCCGAUGUCCACGUAUCUCCUUGCCAUUUUAGUUUCUGAAUUUUCUUGUACCGAAAAAGUAAUUCUUGCCAACAUCACUUCCGCAGUUUGCUCGAGAAACGAAUCCAGUGAGCUGAGAAGUUGGGCAGAAGAAGUAACGCCCAAACUGCUAUCUUUUUUCAACAACUAUACCGGGUUGAAUUAUAAUGAUUAUUUGAGUCAUUUGUAUCAAGUUGCAAUACCGGACUUCGCUAAUGGCGCAAUGGAAAACUGGGGACUUGUUUCAUACAGGGAAGAGUUUUUACUGUGGGACCCUUUAGAAUCUUCCAACCUAUUUAAACAACUGGUUGCCACCAUUAUAUCCCAUGAACUUGCUCAUAAGUGGUUUGGAAAUUUGGUGACUUUGGGAUGGUGGUCUGAGCUGUUUUUGAACGAAGGAUUGGCGACUUAUUUUGAAUAUUUUGCCACUCACGAGGUGUUACCAGAAUUCCAACUUGACAAACAGUUUGUCAUCGAUGUUUUACAGUCUGUGAUGCGGGAUGACAGUGAAAAUAUUUCACCUCUUCAGUCCAACGUUUCAUCUCCAGCCGAAGUGAUGUCCAAGUUCAGCAGAAUAUCUUAUUUUAAAGGUGGGGGUAUUAUCCGCAUGGUAGAACAUAUCAUUGGAAGUAGUGAUUUCCGGGCUGGUAUUCAAGACUAUUUAACUACUAACUGGGAUUCCACAUUCUCAAUUUCUGACAACAGUACUUCACAGUGGUUCAUUCCAAUCAGUUACACCAAAUCGUCGGAUUUAAUGAAAUUCAAUUCUACGUCGCCAAAAGUUUGGUUAACUCCAAAUGGCACGGCAAACAUAACGCUGAUGCAAGGAGAUUCUUGGAUAAUAUUGAACAAUCAAGUGACUGGAUACUUCAGAGUAAAUUAUGACAAUGAGUUGUGGAGCAGAAUAGGAACCGCUCUCAAAUCAGAAAAUUUUAGCGAUAUUCCUGAAAUACACAGAGCUCAAAUAGUCGACGAUCUCUUCAACUUAGCAAGAAUCCAAAAGACAAACUACUCACAAGUAUUCGACUUAAUAGAAUUCUUGGCAAACGACACAUCCUAUUUCAGCUGGAAGGUUGCAUUCGAUGGAUUUAACUUCUUGUUAGAACGAGUUGGAAGCGACUCUGUAUUAGGUCAACAGAUAUCGAAACACCUUUUAAGAUUGAUGACAAAUCUCUAUGAUUCUACCUCAUUUGAUAGACUGAACGACACCUAUCACAUUGACAUUCUGAAACAGGGUUUAACACUAUCUUGGGCUUGCUCUCUAGGGAACAGUCAGUGCAUUGAGGCAUCUCGCAAUAGAUAUUCAUCGUACAAAAUGAAUGGAACAAGGCCCGACAAGAAUUUGAGAAAUAUAGUGUAUUGCAAUGGGUUGAGGGAUGAUACGAGCAGCAGCAAUUGGGACUUUUUAUGGAAUAAAUAUUUGAACACAACUAUAGCUACUGAGAAAAUUACCAUACUUUCUUCUUUGGGAUGUACCAAAAAUGUAACUUUGUUGGAAGGGUACCUCAAUAAAACAUUGAGAAGUGAUUCUGGAAUUCGUCCAAAGGACCGCUUUGAAGUUUUUUCUUCUGUCUUGAAUGGAAACACGAUAGGAAUUGAUAUAACACUCAACUUUUUGGUCACAAAUCCUCUACAAGUUGUUCAAAAAUAUCCAAACUUCAACUCCAUAUCCAGAAUUAUAAGUGAUAUUGCUAACAAAAUUACCACGCAAAACCAAGUGGAUCAGGUAAGUAAAACAAGCUGAUGUCUCAAAUUAUUUACAAUCGAAAACGAUAUGCUGAUGUUUAAAUAUCGUAAACGAACGCCGUAGAAAUUUCUGUCGAAGUCGGUAGCAUUAUUUUCGCUGCUUCUCGAGUGGCGGGGAAUCAUCGUCAACGCUACCAACGGCACUACCACCAGUAUCCCAACCAGUGACACUACCCCCACAGCUAUCACCAAUGGCACCAUUCCCACAACUAUCACCAACACCACCACACCCGCAACUAUCACUAACGGUACCACACCCACAAGUAUCACCAACGAUACCACUUCCACAACUAUCACUAACGGCACCACACCCACAAAUAUCACCAACAUCACUACAUCCGCAACUAUCACAAAUGGCACCACACCCACAAUUAACACCAACACCACUACACCCGCAACUAUCAUAAACGGUACCACACCCACAAUUAACACCAACACCACCACACCCGCAACUAUCACAAACGGCACCACACUCACAAGUAUCACCAACAUCACCACACCCGCAACUAUCACAAACGGCACCACACCCAUAAUUAACACCAACACCACCACACCAGCAACUAUCACAAACGGCACCACACCCACAACUAUCACCAACGACACCACUUCCGCAACUAUUACCAACGGUACCACUCCCGCAAGUAUCACCAAUGGUACCACUCCCACAACUAUCACCAACGGCACCACUUCCGCAACGUCCACUAUCACACCUUCUCCAAUUCCUGCAGGAAGUGAAAGCAUUGUUAAAGUCAAUAGAUUAUCAAUAGUUUCAAUGAUUUUGUGUUAUAUUAUGAUUAUCUAAAAUUACACUCAAAUUCAACAUGUUUACCAUGAUUUCAGGGUCUUCCAGACCAGGGACAUCAUUUCAAAUUAUUAUUUUUCUGUGAAGAUCAAAUGUUAUAAUUUUUUUCCAGGCACGUUCUAAAAGUUCAUAGAAUGUAAAAGAAAAAUAAUAUGUAAAUGAUGAAACCAAUCGAAUCAUCAAAUAAAUACACGUAUUGUUUUUCUUCAUUUAAUAAUAUUCUUGAUUGAAUAUAUUUUCAUCAAAGAAAAAA
This is a messenger RNA of Leptinotarsa decemlineata (Colorado potato beetle), 3487 nucleotides long. Its product is annotated as membrane alanyl aminopeptidase. Gene Ontology annotation, biological process: peptide catabolic process; proteolysis. Gene Ontology annotation, molecular function: metalloaminopeptidase activity; peptide binding; zinc ion binding. Lineage: Eukaryota; Metazoa; Arthropoda; Insecta; Coleoptera; Chrysomelidae. Gene Ontology annotation, cellular component: membrane; cytoplasm. The record is from RefSeq and is a predicted model, not a curated record.